ACGCGUUUGUGCCCUACGGCUCUCCGUCCGCGCAGCCAUGGCGGCCGCCGCUCUCACGGCGUGGCUGGCCUUGCACCCGGGAGUCAGGACCCUGCGUGCAUUCUCCACCGCCGUGUCCCCAGCCACUCCUAGCCUUCAAAGAACGUCCAAAACUGAAAGAAUGUGGAAAAGAAAGGCACUGCCUCCUAGGACAGAGAAAAUGGCUGUUGACCAGGACUGGCCUAGCGUUUACCCUGCUGCAGCGCCAUUUAAACCCUCUGUGGUCCCUCUUCCUAUUAGAAUGGGUUAUCCAGUAAAAAAGGGCGUGCCGUUGGCAAAGGAGGGAAAUCUAGAACUUUUAAAGAUUCCCAAUUUUCUGCAUUUGACUCCUGUAGCAAUUAAAAGGCACUGUGAAGCUCUUAAAGAAUUUUGCACUGAGUGGCCAGCUGCACUCGACAGUGAUGAGAAAUGUGAGAAGCAUUUUCCAAUUGAAAUUGACACUGCUGAUUACGUUUCAUCAGGACCGUCUAUUCGAAACCCCAAAGCACGAGUAGUAACCUUAAGGGUUAAACUUUCCAGUUUGAAUUUAGAUGACCACGCAAAGAAGAAACUUAUUAAGCUUGUAGGAGAGCGAUACUGCAAGACCACAGAUGUGCUUACCAUCAAAACAGACAGGUGCCCUUUAACGAGACAGAAUUAUGAUUAUGCAAUGUAUCUACUAACAGUUUUAUACCACGAGUCUUGGAAAACCGAAGAAUGGGAAAAACAUAAGACUGAAGCAGACAUGGAAGAGUAUGUAUGGGAAAAUAGCUCCUCAGAAAAAAAUAUCCUGGAAACACUUCUCCAGAUUAAAGCUGCUGAGAAAACUACGGACGUAAAUGAAGAAGAACUCCUUGGUACUAAAGAAGUUGAAGAUUACAAAAAUUGUGUCGUUACUCUUAAGAACGAGGGGGAAAAUGAAAAUACCCUUUCUCAGUACAAAGAAUCAGUGAAGAGACUGUUAAAUUUGACAUGAAUUACAAAGUAGAAAAAUCUGCUUUAUUUAUUAAUUUGAUGAUAGAUGUAAUCAGUAUCUAAUUGGGUGUAAAAUUGAAAAUGUUAAAAAAUCAUCUUAUAUCAGAGUUAAAGUUACUUCAUUUCAUACUAAUGCUCACUGGCAGUAAUUAUUCUAAAGUUUUCUUAUUUGUACACUGGCACAAUUAGAGUAAUUAGAUCUCUGAUCUUUUUUCUUUUUAUUGUAAAGUGUUUUGAUUUUAUUUCUACACAAUAACUUUGUAUGCAUAUAUACAUAUACUUAAUUGUUAUUUUGUCACUUGCCACAUUUCUUUCCCCACAAGCUGGCAUUCAGCGGUUGCUUUUGAGUAAUGAUUUUGGUUCUUUGGGAAGGUAGGCCCAGGCCCUAGUCCCUUGACUUGCAGGUCAGUACUGGUUCACAUGGCUGCCUUCUAGCCAUUCCAUUUUUCAAAGUUGCCAAUUCUGGUCAGAAACAGGUCUCAGGAGUAUUUUGUAACCUGAAAUAUUUAUUCCAUCCCUCCCUUUUGGGGGCACUUUAUGUUGAUUCAACUCUGUCGAGCAUUCUGCUUUCUAUAUUGUGAGGCUCAUUUUGCCAGGCCUAAACUUGCAGAAGAGUAGAAGUGGAGAUUAGCUGGUUUUCAUCCCUUUGGAUGCCCCAGUUAGAGAGCUGCCACAGCUCAGAAAGAAGUGACAUAUAAGGACCUUGAAUUUAAUUGGAGUAAAUUACAAAAUAAAAACUACCCUAACAUAUAUUCCAUUCAAUUUGGCUAUCAGUUCAGUAUUUUUAAGUAUACCUGUAAGCUUUUUCUUACCACUUCCAUACUUGUUGACAAGUGAUUAAUUUCGAAUCAGAGUAAAGGGAUUAUUGAGCAUUUAUUUGCCUAACAGAUUUAUUUUGUCUAACAGAAUUAGAGAAUAUAAAUAAAAGCCAAAAGGAAUUUCAAAACAAUUUCCUAAGACAUUUGCAUAAAAUGAAGGUUGAGCUGGGCACAGUGGGCCCUGCUUGUAAUCCCAGCACCUCUGAAGGCUAAGGCAAGAGGAUCACCUGAGGCCAGGAGUUUGAGACCAGCCGGGGCAACAUAGAGAGACACUCUGCCCCGUCUUAAAAAGAAAAGUUAUAGUUUGGUAUUGGUAAGGCCAAGGCUCUAGAGGAUAUAAAGGACAACAGGAAAGAGACAUGUGUUGUGUUCCAUUUGAUGGAAAUAGUGAAUGAAAAGCAAAAUAGGUAAAACAAUUUUUUGAUCAUGUUUAGAACACACUUUAAGAAAUAUAUCAGUUCAUUUAGAGACUUGUGUGGAGUUAAGGAAAACUCGUAUGCAGAAACAGGAUUGAAGACGGAAACAUUUUGAAAAGAGUAGAAGCUAAAAAGAGGUGUCACUGGGGAACAUGUGAAGAAGUGGCAGCUUAGGGUGGUCCAUCCUGUGUGAUAAUACAGCAUAGAUGAGAGCAGAAGGAGUAAUGAUCUGUAAUAAAGAAUUUGACCAAAGAGAGAUCUGGCCUUUACCCAGACUCUCUAAUAGGAGUGUCUUUGUUUUGGCUGAGAGCUAGCCCCAGAAGAUCUGAGGACGGGACCAGCCAUGCCAGAAAAACCAGCCACGGGAUUUAGCGUGAAUGCUUUGGGUCACAUGGUAUCAGUCCACCUGGCAGCUGAGAUCAACUACCCAGGCAGACAGUCAGUCAUACCUACAUAAUGGAACCCAAUAAAAGCUCUGAACACUGAAGCUCGGGCAAACUUCUCUGGCUGGCAGUACUCCAUCCAUAUUGUCACACACUGAUCCUGGGAGCUAAGCAUUUUUGACCCUUCCUGGACUUCAACCUGUGUGCUGCGUCUCUUGGGUGAUUUUAAUAUCUAUCCUUUCCUGUAAUAAACCAUAAUCAUGAGAAUGAUUGUU
This is a messenger RNA of Microcebus murinus (gray mouse lemur), 2885 nucleotides long. RefSeq names its product mitochondrial ribosomal protein S35 (gene MRPS35). The record is from RefSeq and is a predicted model, not a curated record. Gene Ontology annotation, molecular function: structural constituent of ribosome. Gene Ontology annotation, cellular component: mitochondrial small ribosomal subunit. NCBI's taxonomy places the organism in Eukaryota, Metazoa, Chordata, Mammalia, Primates, Cheirogaleidae. Gene Ontology annotation, biological process: mitochondrial translation.